AUGCAUACACCAUGCGUGGCCCCACAAGGACCCCUCUCAACCCUCCCUAAAGAACUAUAUUUCGCAAUAUCCGAUUUCCUCCCAUCACCAUCAGACCUAAAUGCCUUCACAUGCACCAACACAACAACCUAUAACCUCCUAAACAACACCCUCUAUAAGCGCGAUGCAACCUCGCCAAACCCAAAAUCCCUCUUCUGGGCCUCAACAACCGACACCCCCUCAACAGCCCUAAAAUCCCUCUCCGCAGGCUUCGACAUCCAAUCAAAAACAGACACAGACCCGCGGCUAAAAGGCUGCACCCCAAUCAUGCUAGCCGCUUUACACAAUAGCAUCGCGGUACUCAAACUGCUUCUGCUAGAUGACGAAGCAAACCCAAACACCCUCGACAGAAAAUGGAUCCGCCCGCCGCUGUCCUGGGCCGUCAAAGAGGGCCACUCAGCCAUAGUGCAGACCUUGUUGAAUGAUGACCGUACAGACGUCAACUUGCAAGAUAAGACGGGUGAUACCGCACUUAUGAUUGCCGUCAACCACCAACCCAAGAUGAUGACGCUACUUCUCUGUAGCGGACGGGCGGAUCCGCGCGUGCCAAAUCGGCAGGGAUGGACGCCACUCAGCCGUGCUGCGCGCGAAGCAGAUGGGGAUGUGGGCUUGCUGCUUGCCAACCAUUUGCGGCUGAUUCUGGAGGGGGACGAUGGCGCUGUGCAUUGCCAGCAUGUGUUUUUCUAUGCGGCUAUCAUGGGGCAUGUUGAUAUUGUGCGGUAUUUAGUGAAGUAUUUGGGGGACAAGCUUGAUCCCAACGCCGAGGGACAGCAGUAUGGGCGGGGAGCCUUUUCAAUUGCGGCUUCGGCGGAACGGGUGGAUGUUGUGCAGUUUUUACUAGAGUGGGAGGUUACGGAUCCUAAUUUGCAGACGCAUUGGAAGAGACAGACACCUUUGUUCGUCGCUGCAGAGAAUGGGCACGAGGAGAUCGUGGGGUUGUUGGUUGGAUGUGAAAGGGUUGGGCUGGAGAUUGCUGAUAUGCAUGGGACUACGCCGUUGGGGGUUGCGACGGAAAGAAACCAUGGAGGGAUUGUUAGGAGGUUGUUGACUGGGUCUAGGCGGGCUGAUCCGAAUGCUCGUGAUGAGAACGGUCAGACACCGCUGUUUAAUGCUGCGUUUCACGGUCACAUAGGUGUUUUGGAGCUACUUCUCGAGGCGCAUGGAAUUGAUCCACAGUUGGGUGAUACCGAUGGGAAGACGCCGUUAGAGGUGGCAUCGGAGAAUGGCAAUCAGCAGGUAGUGGAGGCGCUGCAGAGAUACAUAGACAGCCUAUUAUGA
Penicillium samsonianum is the source of this 1317-nucleotide messenger RNA. Its product is annotated as ankyrin repeat domain-containing protein. Bases 1 to 1317 code for a protein of 438 amino acids. Gene Ontology annotation, biological process: regulation of gene expression. The transcript has a single exon. Gene Ontology annotation, cellular component: nucleus. Gene Ontology annotation, molecular function: protein binding. Lineage: Eukaryota; Fungi; Ascomycota; Eurotiomycetes; Eurotiales; Aspergillaceae. The record is from RefSeq and is a predicted model, not a curated record.